Messenger RNA from Humulus lupulus (European hop), 1851 nucleotides. RefSeq lists its product as uncharacterized. The coding region runs from base 1 to 1851 and encodes 616 amino acids. The transcript has 5 exons. Lineage: Eukaryota; Viridiplantae; Streptophyta; Magnoliopsida; Rosales; Cannabaceae. The record is from RefSeq and is a predicted model, not a curated record.
AUGGAAGAUAUGCUAAAACAAUUAGUAGCUUCCAAUAUACAAACUCAAGUACUUCUUCAAGGCGCUCAUGUGUCCCUGAAAAAUUUAGAGAACACCAUGGGUCAAAUUGCCACUUCAUUAAGUAAAAGUAAGUUACAGAAUCAAGGAAAAUUACAUUCACAGCCUGUUCAAAACCCAAGGGAAAAUGCUAAUGCCAUCACAUUAAGAGAUGGCAAGACUUACGAUCCACCCACUAUCCCAUCAAGUUCAAAUGAUGCACCAUUACCUCCUACCCAAUCCACCCAACAAGACAAAGAUGAAACCCCAACCACAUCACCCAAACCUAAACCCACUAUUCCCACUUAUGUUACUACUCCUCUAUUUCCUAGUCGUUUGAGAAAGACAAAGAAACAUGAAGCUGAAAAAGAAAUACUGGAGACUUUUCACAAGGUUGAGGUAAACAUUCCCUUACUUGAUUCCAUUAAGAAAGCACCUCGAUAUGCAAAGUUUUUAAAGGAGUUGUGCACCAAUAAGAGGAAACUAAAAGGGAAUGAAAAGGUGAGUGUGGGGGAAAAUGUUUCGGCGGUUCUUCAAAAGAAACUUCCACCAAAGUGUAAGGAUCCUAACACCUUCACUAUUCCUUGCACUAUUGGAAAUAAAAGGAUUGAAAGAUACUUUUACAUUCUUGAUAUGGAAGAUGACUCAAUUCCAUGUUUUACACCAGUAUUAUUGGGAAGGCCAUUCUUAAAGACAGCUAGAACUAAGAUAUAUGUUCAUGAGGGAACUUUGACCAUGGAGUUUGAUGGUGAGGAACCAAUAGACUUGAAGAAAGACGAUGUCACUAUUGAAGUGAAUGAGACAGUGGCUGCGCUUAAUAGUGGUGGAGAGGUUUCUAAAGAGGUGUUGUGCUUAGAGUUGCCUGUUUCUCAUGAGCAACUUCAACCAUCUGUUAAAUCACCACCCAAGAUUGAAUUAAAACUACUACCGAAACAUCUCAAAUAUGUCUACUUGGGUGAGAAAGAGACAUUGCCAAUUAUUAUCACCACAAAACUUACCCAAGUACAAGAGGAUCAUUUGAUAAGGGUACUUGGGGAAUACAAAACAUCCAUAGGGUGGACCAUAGCAGAUAUCAAGGGAAUAAGCCCAACUAUGUGCAUGAACAAUAUUCUCCUUGAAGAUGGAUCCAAGCCUUCUAGAGAAGCUCAAAGAAGGUUAAAUCCACCUAUGAUGAAGGUAGUAAAAAAGGAGAUACUGAAGCUUUUAAGUGUGGGUGUGAUUUACCCUAUUUCAGAUAGAAAGUGGGCAAGUCCAGUUCAAGUAGUUCCUAAGAAAUCAGGCAUCACUGUGGUAAAGAAUAAUGAGGAUGAGUUAGUGCCCACAAGAGUCCAAACAGGUUAUAAUCAGAUUAUUAUUGCUCCUGAAGACCAAGAGAAGACCAAAUUUACAUGCCCAUUUGGCACAUUUCCUUUUCAUAGAAUGCCAUUUGGGUUGUGUAAUGCUCUCGCUAUUUUUCAAGGAUGUAUGGAAUCCUUGACAUCAACACCUAUUAUUCAGCCACCGAAAUGGGAGUUACCAUUUGAAAUAAUGUGUGACACUAGUGACUAUGUGGUAGGAGCAGUCCUUGGGCAAAUAGUUGGUAAGGUCUCUCAUGUUAUAUACUAUGCCUCUCGAAUUCUUAAUGAUGCUCAGUUGAAUUACUCUACUAUGGAGAAAGAGCUUUUAGCGGUCAUCUUUGCUCUAGAAAAGUUUUGGUCUUACUUGAUUGGAACUAAAGUUAUUGUUUACACUGACCAUGUAGCUCUUAAAUAUUUACUAGCUCAGAAAGAAGCGAAGCCCAGAAUUAUUCGGGUAAAGCAGAUAAUUCUAAAAUAG